Molecule: messenger RNA, 1576 nt
Organism: Prosopis cineraria
Lineage: Eukaryota; Viridiplantae; Streptophyta; Magnoliopsida; Fabales; Fabaceae
Product: protein WVD2-like 3
Exons: 7
Coding region: 104-1267 (387 amino acids)
Biological process (GO): microtubule cytoskeleton organization
Molecular function (GO): microtubule binding
Source: RefSeq, a predicted model, not a curated record
CACGCAUCACACUUCUUCACAUCAAAUACGUUGCACAGAGAGCUCCAUUGGCCACACACAACAACACAAUCGCAUUUCUUCCCAGAUCGGACCGACAAGUGCAAUGGAUAUAGAAGAUACGGAUGUUUGUAUCAUCAAGGAGCCAGAUCGUGUGAUAGUCUACUCAAAUGAAACUUCACAUGAAUCAGGUCAUGAAAAUGGUGCUAAUCAACACAAUAUUACUGAGUCUUAUGAGCCAAUAGUUGAGAGUGCUGAACAUCAUAGUUCGGAGGAGAGCACCAAGGAAUAUGAGGUGAAGGAAUGUACAACAGAAAAUUCUGUUAAGAAAUCUGAUCAGUCGAACAUAAACAGUGAGAAGCAGAGUUUUGUGGGUUCUCCAUGCGAGAAGAGCUCAAAAUCCCACAGAACCAAGGCUGUGAAGCAGAGAUCAAGACCUCCCAUUGGAAAUCCUCACGGUAGAAGUACAGGAAAUGUCCAAAAGAAGCACACAGUUCCACAACCAUUUGCUCUAGCAACUGAGAAACGUGCCUCUGGCAUAAUGCGCCCUCUUGCUGAAGAUAAGCAGGGCACUCAUGAUAGAAAAUUGAUAAAUAAAAAAAAUGUCCUCACUCCAAAUAAUUUACAACAGAAUAAGUUGGAAUCACCUCCAGCGUUAAGAAAGCCAUUGCAACCUAAUAACAAGAAGCAUCCUGAUGAAGAUGAUUCUUGUUCUGUUGUUUCUCUAACUGCAGCUUCUGUGCGAUCAUUCAAGUCUAGGGCAACUGUUGCUUCAGCUCCUGUGUUUCAGUGCACUGAGCGUGCACAAAAACGAAAGGAGUUUUAUUCAAAAUUAGAGGCAAAGCAUCAAGCACUGGAAGCUGAGAAGAAUCAAAGUGAAGCAAGGAACAAGGAAGAGAGGGAGGCAGACAUCAAGCAGCUGAGGAAAAGUUUAAUGUUUAAAGCAAAUCCGAUGCCAAGCUUUUACCAUGAGGGGCCUCCACCAAAGGUUGAAUUGAAAAAGCCACCACCUACUCGUGCAAAAUCUCCAAAGCUAGGCCGCCUGAAGAACUGUAGUGGCUCCACUGUCAGUUCCUCUCAUGGGGACAAGGUCAAGGGCAAUGUUGUCCGGGAAAGUCAUCACUCUAACAAAGAAGAUGCCUGUGCUAACAUAGAUUAUGGGAUUGACUUAAAUAAUGGCAGUAAUAGUUAUGAACUCAAUAACAAGAUCAAGGACAUAGAAGAAAUGAAUGGGAUCAAAGGAAAUGGGCAAGUGGCUCUGAUCAUCUGAAGAUCAGCCAUCAGUCAUAAUGCUUUCAGUGAGAUUUGCUUUUCACUUCUUCUAAUUUAUGAAGAGUUGAGUCUUUAACACUUGUCUCUAUUCUGAAGCAUGUUCUUGUUAUUUUCUUUAAUUUAUAAUCUCUUGCUAUGUGCUUUUGUCUAAUUUAAGUGGUGAAAAUGUCCAUAUGUAAUUUAUUUCAGCUUGUAAGAAUGAAACUUAUUUAUCACAAGAGCUUAUUUAAGCGUCUGUUUGGCUCCCCCAGAACAAGGUCAGACUGUAUUUUGAGGUUCUUGUUAAAAAAAUAAAAUUCUGUGAAAA